AUGCCUUGCGUGUGUCAGUAUGAAUACACAAAUAUCGUGCCAUCAAAUGGCACGAAAAUUGUGCGACUAGGGUAUCUGUUCACGUACGUAGACGAGGUGCUCGACAUGCAAGGCGAAGCAGAGUCCAGUAUUUUCUCGAUUUCGUAUCCUGUGACGCACGUCGCACCCAUCCUCGGUAGAACGCUGAGCGCCGUGCUCGGCUUGGCGGGGCUCGUCGCAGUCGGGUGGUGGAUGCGGCGAAGGCAAACGAAGCAGCAGGCACUUGAGCGUGCCCAGGACAUGGCUGACCGAUGCAUCGAGGCGCAUCGGACCCGGUGUGAUGAGGGCAUGAACGAUGCCUUUCCUCUAUCGAUGCUGACGGAACCUGCCACUCAGGCACCCAUCCGUGCUCGCGAUUUAUGGCGGAUUUCUGAUUAA
Molecule: messenger RNA, 417 nt
Organism: Malassezia restricta
Lineage: Eukaryota; Fungi; Basidiomycota; Malasseziomycetes; Malasseziales; Malasseziaceae
Exons: 1
Coding region: 1-417 (138 amino acids)
Source: RefSeq, a predicted model, not a curated record